This is a messenger RNA of Vitis riparia (riverbank grape), 787 nucleotides long. Its product is annotated as cell number regulator 1-like. The transcript is spliced from 4 exons. The coding region runs from base 49 to 594 and encodes 181 amino acids. NCBI's taxonomy places the organism in Eukaryota, Viridiplantae, Streptophyta, Magnoliopsida, Vitales, Vitaceae. The record is from RefSeq and is a predicted model, not a curated record.
AAGACUUGGAGCCAGCCAUUGCCGAUCAGUUCAUUUUCAGUUGCAGAAAUGAAUCUUUCACAUUCUGACCGUGAGAUGUAUGGUGCAGAUGGGCAUGUGGGUCAUGCCACAGCUCCUGGAUUCCCAAAUCCUAGUCCAGCCCCACCUUAUGCUACCCCAUAUGUAGUGCAGUAUCCCGAUGGCACCAUCCUCUGGUCUACUGGUCUUUGCCAUUGCACAGAUGAUCCUGCAAAUUGCUUGAUCACUUGCUGUUGCCCUUGCAUCACAUUUGGGCAGAUUGCUGAGAUAGUGAGUAAAGGAUCCUCAAAUUGUGCGGUGAGUGGUACGCUGUAUGCGCUACUCUGUUUUACUGGUUUGUCGUGCUUGUAUUCUUGUGCUUACCGUUCGAGGUUGAGGGCUGAGUAUGACUUGGAGGAGUCACCUUGUGCUGAUUGCCUGGUCCACUUCUGCUGUGAGGGAUGCUCACUGUGCCAGGAGUACAGAGAGCUCAAGAACCGUGGAUUGGACAUGGGGAUAGGUUGGGAAGCUAAUGUUGACAGACAAAGGCGGGGACUUACACUACCUCCGGUGGUGGUUCAAGGCAUGACAAAAUGAAAUCAAAGCCUGAGGGGGAUUGCACUUGGUGACUUGGUGUGGAUAUGUUGUGCCAUGGCGCAGCCCUAUCACCUAUGUGUGCUACUGCAACUUGUGUUUCCAUCUUCAAUUAUGUGGAAAUAAUAAUAUCAUAUAUAUAUAUAUGAUAGAGAUCAAAAUAGUUUAAGGUAGCCAAUAAAAGAUUUUCCUUGAA